AUGUGGUGGUGGUGUGAGAUGGCCAGUGAGCAGCAAGCCGACAGGAUCAUGUGAGUGCAAAGGUACAUUUCGAGAGGAAAUUGGAAUUGACGUGAUGAGUCCCACAGUAGAUCUUCUCUGGUCAAGUUCGAGGCGCUUGGCGGAUUGUUAUCGGGAACGGAGAGCUCGCGCGGUCGAAUUUUCUCACAAGGCCGAACCGCCAAUGGGAGUGAGUACUACAAACCUCGUUGCCUUUCUUCUGAAGCUUUGAUGACAUAUCUCUUUCUUCAUUCUUCAGUUACCCUGCAGCUUGGGUCAGUAGCGAGUAUUUGUUGCACGUCUAAACUGGAAAUUGACAGACUCUUCGGAUACUCUCCUCGUCCUUCCUCAUCCUUCAUUCAUCAUUUAUCCUGAUGCUUACAGCCUCCUCAGUGAGUAACACUUCCCUAUUCACGUGCAUGUCAAAGUUCGUCCUGACCAGAUAUUGCGUUGACUCUUUGCAGCCAAAUCAUGGCUUGUUUGUCCCCGAACCUUCGGCGUACCAGUAUGCCUGGCGCAGGUGCUGACCCGUUCUUCUUUCCACAGGGGGCGGUAUGCAAAAGUACGGCUACUUCCACGAUGCUCAACGUGUCGCGUACCGAUGGCUUUACAUGUGACUUCAUUUUCACUGUGUGGAUCCUCCCAAAGCUUCCACACUGAUCCGCUUAUGAUUUGGACAGGGUGACGAUUGGUUUUGUCGAGGCGGCUGUAAGGCGCCGCUCCGCUUACGCCUCACGACGACCUCGAGCCAACCUCUGCGGCCUCACGCUUGCCCUCGCGCGCGGCGCCGCCGCGUCUCUUGACCUUAGUCCUUUUAGUAGUCUUUCUUCGCCUGCGAAUUACACCGUUUGA
Microbotryum saponariae is the source of this 870-nucleotide messenger RNA. NCBI's taxonomy places the organism in Eukaryota, Fungi, Basidiomycota, Microbotryomycetes, Microbotryales, Microbotryaceae. The record is from the annotation of a GenBank genome assembly.